This is a messenger RNA of Podarcis raffonei (Aeolian wall lizard), 3931 nucleotides long. Its product is annotated as acylamino-acid-releasing enzyme-like. Gene Ontology annotation, biological process: proteolysis. Gene Ontology annotation, molecular function: serine-type endopeptidase activity. NCBI's taxonomy places the organism in Eukaryota, Metazoa, Chordata, Lepidosauria, Squamata, Lacertidae. Bases 122 to 2263 code for a protein of 713 amino acids. The transcript is spliced from 22 exons. The record is from RefSeq and is a predicted model, not a curated record.
CCCCCUCUCCCCGCCCGGCCAAUGGCUGUCGGCACCGCCCGCUUCCCGCCCGUGCGCUGUGGCCGCCCUGCUGUCCCGGGACAAGCGCCUCUCGGGCUGCUUCGGGGAAACUUCCAGGGCGAUGGCUUCUAGAGCGGAGCGGGCGCAAGAGGCGUCUCCAGCGGGGUCGGGUCCUCUGGGCGCCCUGUACCGGGAGCUGAGCCGGUUUCCCCGCGUGACUUAUGCCAGUGUAGGAGUCGGGUUUGCUGCCUGUGGCGGCGCCGCUGAGUGCCUGCCCCUCUACACGGAGUGGUGCCAGCCUGACCUGGGGCGCCGUCAGAAGCUGCAUUUCAGCCGUCAGUAUAUCCUACACCACAAUAGCAGAGCAAUUGUCUCCGUUACUCCUGUUGGCGUUCCAGCUGAGAUCCGGGACCAACUGCUGAUCAGAAUGUCACCUACUGGGAUGCAUAAGGCUGUUUUCACCCAUCACUUGGAAAUGGGGCAGAAGCAGGAAGUGAUAGAGCAGGUCUGGAACAAGAGUGGAAGGGUGAGAAGCAUUAAUCUCACAGCACUGGAUAAACAUGGCAGAGUAUACGCAGAUGAGCAGUUUGGGUGUGUUGCCUGGUCCAGUUCAGAAACACAAAUCCUUUAUGUUGCUGAGAGAAGACGCCCCAAAAGGCAACCACUUUUCCCUCAAAGCAGGUCCCCCCAAGGAGAGGAGCCAGGUGAAGCAAGAAAGGAGGAGCACUUUGUAUACUAUGACAAUUGGGGAGAGGCACUGAGUGAUAAAAGCUUCCCUGUCUUGUGCGUGGUGAAUGUUGAAACCAGUGAAGUUUCAGUGCUAGAGGGCAUCCCAGGGCAUAUCUCACCUGGACAGGCCCUGUGGUCCCCGGACGACAAAGGUAUACUGUUCGUUGGCUGGUGGCACGAGCCCUUCAGACUGGGUUUGAAUGCUUGCUCCAACAGAAGGUCAGCCCUUUUUCUCUUCGAUCUCUCUGAAAGUAGCUGUGAGUUGCUGUCCUCAGAUUCCGAGGCUGUUUCCUCUCCCCAGCUCAGCCCUGACGGAACUCGCCUGCUUUACCUUGAGUGCCCUGUAUUUGGGCCUCAUCGCCAGUGUCUGAAGCUACAGAUGCUCAAUUGGCAAACUAAGCUCACAUCUACAGUGGUGGACGUAGUCAGGACUGCCACAUCUGGGUUUUUUGGGAUUUACUCAGGGGCACUGCCUCUGCUUUGUUGGGCUGCUGACAACCAUAGAGUCCUGCUUAGCACUCCUCAAAGGAGUAGAAAGGAGCUGCUGGUUGUGGAUACUGAGCUGGGGAGUGUGAAGGCUGUUACAGAAGGCACUCCAGAAGGUAGCUGGACCCUGCUAGGAAUUCAGCAGGACCUCCUGGUGGUGAGCUGCUCAUCUCCCAAUUGCCCUCCAAGCCUGAAGGUGGGAGUGCUUCCCCCUGCAGGACGUGAGCUGGAACUGCAGUGGACGAGUGUGGAGGAAGCCUCUGUACUGCCAGAUAUGGAAUGGAAGAUUCUCACAGUACAUCCUCCCAUGACUGAGGACAACCAGUACACUGGCCAGGCAUUUGAAGCCCUGUUGCUGACUCCUCGGGGGAACAAACGAGGAGAAAAGACAUUUCCCCUUAUUGUUUCUCCACAUGGUGGCCCACAUGCUGUCUUUGAUGCUUGUUGGCAUCCUAAAAUGGCAAGUCUCUGCCAGUUGGGUUUUGCUGUGCUCAUGGUGAAUUACAGGGGUUCCCUGGGCUUUGGGCAAGCCAGCAUCGAGUCUCUAAUCUCCCAUGUGGGAGUGCAAGAUGUGGAGGACACACAGCUGGCAGUGAAAUUGGCAUUACGGAUGGAACCUCUGGACCCAGAUAGAAUUGCUUUGCUGGGAGGGUCUCAUGGUGGCUUUGUCUGCUGCCAUUUGAUUGCUCGAUACCCAGAGAUGUACAAAGCCUGUGUAGUCAGAAGCCCUGUCAUCAACAUGGCCACUCUACUGGGGACCUCUGACAUCCCUGACUGGAGGUAUGCAGUGCUAGGUCUGCCAUACUGCUUUGAGAGGAUUCCUACUGAGGAAGACCUGACUGCCAUGCUGCUCUGCUCCCCUAUAAUUCAUGCUGCAAAGGUGCACACGCCAUUAUUGAUGUAUGUGGGUGCCAGGGACCGGCGAGUGUCUCCAUACCAAGCUCUGGAAUAUUACCGUGUGCUGCGAGCCAGAGGUAUCCCUGUGCAGCUGGCGUGUUUGUCCUGUGUAGAAUGCAGAAAGGAGUUUCUGAUGGUGGAUAUCAUGUAAGAAGAUCGCAGAUAUCACAUUGGAAGAUGAGGAGGUGAACAAACUCCUGUUGUUGUGAACAGCAUUCUAAGGCUGUGUAAUAGUAUUGCCAGAGUGAAUUUGUGGACAGAGAUGGCAUCUGCGUCUGCCACAGGGGCUGCUGGUAUACAGAUGCCUGGUGUAGGUAUGUUGUUUCUUGGGAAGGGCUGUUCAAGAGCAGGAGGUGCCUGUAAACAUCACGUUCCUUUGCUUUUGUUUUGCUGUUUUCUAAUCUCGGUCUCUCCUAUGGCAAUUCUUAGAUGUCUUGACCAAUGAGCCUGAAGGGAUGUUAAUGUUUCAUUUUAAGAAAGGAAGUAGCUGACUUAGGGGGAGGAAGCAAGGCUGCUUGUGACUGGGGCAAGGUGGGGCAGGAGUCUUUAACCACUCAUCACCCCCCCUCCCAAUCAGAACCACAAUGGGAGGAAAUCUGCUGUUGGCAUCAAUAGGCCCUUUCUUCCCAUGGCAAAUGGCAGGCAUGAUAGGAGGGGUCAAUUCCAGUUUGUGUGCUGGAGAAAACAUGCACACUCUACUCCUGGCCAGGCUUGGGCCCCCUGAGCUAGCUCUUCACAAAAGGCAACACCUAAGAAUGGUUAAGGCUUUCUUCUUGGAAGCAUCCUGGCAGCUGCCUGCUUCAGCUUGGGAUUCACCAACACCAGGAGGGCAGCCUGCACAGGGGAGUACAUUAGUAUCAUUGUUAUACACACUGAAAUGGCAACUAUAUCUUUGUUAAUACAGCCAGUUAUAAAUAAGAUCUUUGCCACGUAAAAAGAAAUGGAAAGCACCAGCAGGAGGAGGACUGUCCCAGCUGCCUUCGUGUGAGCAUCUGUUUGAAGGCUCCUAAUAUUGGAUUCUUUCCCAGUCAGUUUGUAGACGUGUCUGUAGAGUGAGGCUACAACCAUGAUUGAGCAAGGAAAAACUAUCAGGAACGGGCAGCCAGCACCAGUAAUCAAAAAGAAGAUUUUGAAAUUAGUAGCAAAAUCAACCUCUGUCUGGUCUUGCGUCAUGUUUGUAAUGCUUCCCUGGGGUUUAAUAUACGCACUCUGCAGUGCAAAGAAGGAAACAAGCAAGGAGAUGGCUUGAGAUCCCCCAAGAAGCCAAGGUGUUAUCCGUGAUAUCCUCAGCUUGCACCAAAGAAAAAGGGAGCAGUUGUUGUUAAUGAUCUUGAGAUAAUAGAAGAGGCAGAGCCAGGCAGUAAGCCAGAAUCGGGAGAAUGUGAGAAAGGUUCCAAUGAAGUAGCAUAUUUGUAAUAUUAAGGGGCUGCUAAAGUCAGAGAUUAAGUAGUACUUAAUUAAAUAUGGAGACAGAACACCUGAGAAGCCGAUAUUGGACAUACCUAGAGACAGAAGAAGUUGUUCUCUAGCAUCAAGUUUCCUGCUUUUAGCCCACUCAGUGACUAUCACUGCAACAAUAAAGCCAUUGGAGAUGAGCCCACCGAUAGCCAGGACAGCUAGAGACGCCAGAAAGGCAAUAAGUUGAGGAGAAGGCAUCUCUCUGUAUCCUUGCAGAUUACUGUACCAGGUGGCCUCUCACCGAUCCAAAGUUGCUGCACUGAGAUGCAGUGUGCAAGUGAGACAGAACAUCUGCAGCAUCCUUAUGAAUGACCGGGGAACUAUGCAAAUGAACUAUGAACCAAAUUAUAAAUUAAUGAGA